Salvelinus fontinalis (brook trout) is the source of this 12238-nucleotide messenger RNA. It is a transcript of the gene pcnx1, whose product is annotated as pecanex 1. Bases 381 to 7529 code for a protein of 2382 amino acids. Gene Ontology annotation, cellular component: membrane. NCBI's taxonomy places the organism in Eukaryota, Metazoa, Chordata, Actinopteri, Salmoniformes, Salmonidae. The transcript has 36 exons. The record is from RefSeq and is a predicted model, not a curated record.
UUAGUGCUAUCCGGGAUCCUUGGGAUGUCAUUAUCCUAAACUCUAACCUUAACCCCUACCUUAACCAUAACUCUUACCUUAACCAUUUUACAUUUCAACUUCAAUGGGUAGGGACCAUUGCGUAAGGACGUCCCAAGGAUACCAGAUAGCACGGGCCGAAGAAGAAGCAGCUCGCAGGGCGUGGUGGGAUAGGAGACUACUCAGUGGAGGACCGAGUACAGUGCCCCAGCUGACUAGCUGCAGAGAAGAUGGCUGCAGUGUGGAUUUUCAGGCCAGUGUCUGAAAACACUGCACUGUUGGUAAUGUUUCACGACGGCUAGCCUUCGUGUCGCCCCGUUUAUUUAGUCGUUUUUUUUUCAAGGAAUCGAAGGGGAUAAAACAUGGGGUCUCAAACUCUACAGAUCCUUAGGCAGGGGGUCUGGGCUUCAAUCACAGGCGGAUGGUACUAUGAUCCCCAUCAAAAUACAUUUGUCAAUGCUCUACACCUCUACCUCUGGCUAUUCCUACUAUGUUUCCCCUUCACGCUUUACAUGGCGCUCCCGCCCACCAUGGUGAUAGUAGGCAUCUACUGUGGUGUGAUAGCUGGUAUGUUCCUGCUGCUGAAAACUGUGAACUACCGGCUGCAUCACGCCCUGGACGAGGGAGAGGUGGUGGAGCACCGAGCCAAGGAGAACGAGAGCAACAGAACCAGCAGUGAGGGGGCCAACGAGGGCAACGCCACACGUCAGGAGGACAGUAAUGGACCAGGGGACCCUGGUGGAGGUCUAGAGAUGACAGACUUCAUUCGAGACGAGACUCCACCGGUAGACUGCAGCUCCAGAAACUCUUAUACAUGGAUGGACUCUAGUCACCAGAUUGCGUCCACCAACGAUCAUGGAGGAACCAGUACAGCCAAAGACAUGAUGUCUGACCCAAAGAUUUACUGCCUUGUCUCCAGCCACUCCUUCGCCUCCAUGCAGCCCUCCACCUCCCUUGGCCCCUCCGAGCUCUCCUGCGACCCCGCCAACCAUUGUGGCUCCGCCUCCCACCCCUUCAGCCAAUCCGUGUCCUCUUGCGACACAGAGGUGUCGGCCCACGCCCCCGGGUUGCACUCCCAGUCCUUCAGGAAGGAGCCUCGUACCCGGGGUCUACCCCGCACCUCCAGCUCUGCCGGAUCAGCCUUCCCCGACCCCUCCCUGUCCUCAACUGACUUCAGCCUCUACCCCCCUCCUUGGAGAGGGGGCCUGGACCCGGUGUGUGAGCUGGAAGCUGCCAGACCCCGCCGGCCAGGCGCUGAAGCUGGAGGACAGGGGAAUAGGGAGGGGGCUGCGGCUGAAAGGUUCUGCCAUCAUCCGGACCAGGCCUCCACCUCUGGCUGCUCCACAGCCUGCUACAGACACCAGCAGGACUCCUGUAGACACCAGCAGGACUCCUGUAGACACCAGCAGGACUCCUGCAGGCAAGGGCUGGCGGGGGAGGGGGGGUCAGGUUUGUACCAGGCCGACCAGGGUGGUGGGGGGAAGGUCAGUGCAGACAGCCUCCGCAGCCUGAGCACACGUAGCAGCGGUUCGACCGAGAGUUACUGCAGCGGUACGGACAGAGACACCAACAGCACCGUCAGCAGCUUCCACAGCGAGCAGACCAGCUCCACGCACGUGGAGAGUUUACUGUCCCUGUCAGGGGAUGAGCAGCGUGGGCCUGGGAGGGACAGGGGAGGUGGGGAUGCUGCUGCUACUGGACCAGGACCCACCUCGACAGGGGAGGGCAGGACUUCUACUCUGGGGUCCAGCCUGGGUUCUAGUAUCUCAAGAGGACUGAACAGCCUGCCUUCCAGGGAGGCGAAUAAGAACCCCCAUGCCAACGAGCUGACAGCCAAACAGCCGUCCUCCUCCGCCACGUCCCCCUCUAUCACCAACCCUAACCCCCCAGCCUCGGCCCAGGAGCCUCCGGCGGGCUCGUCCUACAGCAGUAGCACGAGGACCAGUGCAGACGGCUCGGCGUGCACAGCCAGCAGGGAACAGGACAGGGGGAGAGGAGAGAAAGAGGACGUAAAGUCCGCCAACCUCGUCCAACCAACUUCUUCCUCCUUGGGCGCCGGGCGCAACAGCGGGCGCCGUCGGACCGGUAAGAAACGGGCGAGCAGCUUCGAUGCCAGCCGCCACAGAGACUACAUGUCGUUGCGUGGCAUGGCCAAGCCGCGCAGUGCGGUAUUCGCUGCCGGGGGUGGUGAGGAGGAGUGGAGUGAAGCCAGUGACCGUAGCUGUGCUUCCAGCCUUCAGUCCACCCAAUCGCAUCACUUCAGCACUGACUCCUCCUCCUCCACCACCUCCCAUUCUUGCCACUCUCCCGAGGGACGCUACCGCGCCCUGAAAGUCAAGCACAGUCCCUCCCACAGCCACUCCCACAGCCACUCCCACACAGCCUCCACCACCUCCUAUUCACAGAAAGCUCAGGCCGGAUAUGAGGCGGGAGGAGGGAGGGCCGGGGGAAGAGGCAAGCGCCGCACCUCUGGUCGGACACCCAGCACGGGCAGCGCCAAAACCCACGCCCGGGUGCUGAGCCUGGACAGCGGCACGGCGGCGUCCGCCUGCCUUAACGAGCCCCAUCGCCUGGGGGCCCCCGCCGCCGGGCUCCGACCCCUCACCACCUCCAAAUCUGACCUGGAAGCCAAAGAGGGGGAGGUCCUGGACGCUGCGUCCCUAUUGGGCAGGGCCUCACAGCUGGAGUCAGUAACCAGGUCCAGGAAUAGUCUACCCAGCCAGACAGCCUUCUCUUCAGAGCCCCUGGACGCUACCACCGCCGGCUCUUCACGAGCCCCCGGGAGCGAGGACACGGUGACGUUUCGGCGUGAGCGUAGUACGUUCCGUCGGCAGGCGGUGCGGCGGCGGCACAACGCGGGGAGUAACCCCACGCCCCCCUCCUCCCUCAUCGGAUCACCUCUCAGUCUUCAGGAGGCUCUCAGCCAGGCCUCUCAGCCUUCUACUUCCCAGGUGAAAGGUCAGCCGUCCAGAACCCCGUCCCAGGUGACCGUGCUGAGCGCUAGCGCCUCCCUGCUGGCCAGGAAUGGAAGUGCACACCUGGAGGGCUCUCAGGACAAGGCCUCUACCGUAGGCACUACCAGCCUGCAGGAUGACUUCGGGAAGAACCCUUCCUCCUUGUACGAGGCGGAGGGAUGUGACAUGUCCCUGGUUAACUUCGAACCUGCGACACGACGCGCCUCCAAUAACAUAUGGGACACAGACUCCCACCUCUCCAGAUCUACCUCAGUUCGCUUCUACCCUCAUGACCUGAUCCGUCUGAACCGUCUCCUAACCAUUGACCCAGAGCUGUUAGAACAGCAGGAUGUAGACCUGAGCCCAGAGCUCCAGGAUGCUCCUCUAGACCCGGAGGACCCAGCCACGGCCGCAGCACGCCAGGCCAAACAGCACUACCGCUUCUGGCUGCUGCCUAACCUAUGGGUCGGCCUGCACUUUGACAGACUCACUUUGCUGGCUCUGUUUGACAGAAACCGUGAGGUUCUGGAGAACAUCCUAGCAGUGACGCUAGCAGUCCUGGUGGCCUUCCUGGGGUCCGUCCUAUUGGUCGGCGGAUUCUUCACUGAUAUCUGGGUCUUCCAGUUCUGCCUCGUCAUCGCCAGCUGCCAGUACUCACUACUCAAGAGUGUUCAACCAGACUCUUCUUCUCCUCGACACGGCCAUAAUCGUAUCAUCGCCUACAGCCGACCCGUCUACUUCUGUCUGUGCUGUGUGCUGAUCUGGAUGUUGGAUUACGGUAGUGCCAGGACCGGUUCUGCCCGGUUCACCCUGUACGGUGUCGCCAUCACUAGCUCCCUGGUUCUGUCCUCUGCCAGGGACCUCGUCAUCGUGUUCACUCUGUGUUUUCCCAUCGUGUUCUUCGUGGGGCUCCUCCCCCAGGUCAACACCUUCGUCGUGUACCUCUUUGAGCAGUUGGAUAUGCACGUGUUCGGGGGGAACGCCUCCACCAGCCUUCUGUCAUCUCUCUACAGUGUCCUGCGAAGCGCGGUCACCGUGGCCCUGCUCUACGGACUCUGCUACGGGGCCCUAAAGGAGACGUGGGAACCUCAGCACAUUCCUGUGUUGUUCUCCUUGUUCUGUGGUCUCCUGGUGGCUGUCUCCUACCAUCUGAGCCGGCAGAGCAGCGACCCCUCUGUACUGAUUUCCUUGGUGCAUUCCAAGCUUCUGCCCAACAUGACAGAGAAGAAUUCAGAAGACCCCCUGUCUGAUGUCCAGGACCCUUUACCUGAGAAACUCAGGGGUUCUGUGAGUGAGCGUCUUCAUUCCGACCUGAUCGUCUGCGUUGUCAUCGCUGUCCUCUACUUUGCCAUCCACGUCAGCACCAUGUUCAUCGUUCUGCAGCCGUUCCUGAGUUACGUGCUGUACUCUCUACUGGGAACAGUGGGUCUGCUAACACAUUACCUGCUGCCACAGGUCCGCAAGCAGCUGCCCUGGUACUGCUUCUCACACCCACUGCUCAAGACCAGGGAGUACUACCAGUUCGAGGUCAGAGGCGCGGCCCAUGUGAUGUGGUUUGAGAAGCUCCAUGUGUGGCUGCUGUUCUUGGAGAAGAAUAUUCUGUACCCUCUGGUCAUCCUCAACGUGCUGAGCGGCAGCGCCAAGGAACUAGCCAGUCCCAGGAAACUGGGCACCGAGGUUGGAGCGUUGAUGAUAACAGUGGCAGGUCUGAAGCUGCUUCGUUCCUCCUACAGCAGCCCCACCUACCAGUACAUCACAGUACUCUUCACCGUCCUCUUCUUCACCUUCGACUACCGCAACCUAUCAGAGACCCUGCUGCUAGACCUCUUCCUCAUGUCCAUCUUUUUCAGCAAGCUCUGGGAACUGUUCUACAAGCUGCGAUUUGUCUACACCUACAUCGCUCCCUGGCAGAUCACCUGGGGGUCGGCCUUUCACGCCUUCGCUCAGCCCUUCGCUGUUCCUCACUCUGCCAUGCUGUUUGUUCAGGCUGUCGUGUCAGCUGUCCUCUCCACUCCUCUCAACCCUUUCCUGGGCAGCGCCAUCUUCAUCACCUCCUAUGUCAGACCUGUCAAGUUCUGGGAGAGAGACUACAACACUAAGAGAGUGGACCACUCCAACACCAGACUGGCUUCUCAACUGGACAGAAACCCAGGUUCUGACGACAACAAUCUGAAUUCUAUUUUCUAUGAGCACCUGACGCGUUCCCUGCAGCACAGCCUCUGUGGAGAUCUGCUGCUGGGCCGCUGGGGGAACUACACCACGGGAGACUGCUUCAUCCUGGCUUCAGACUACCUCAACGCCCUGGUUCACCUGGUGGAGAUCGGCAACGGACUGGUCACCUUCCAGCUCCGAGGACUGGAGUUCAGAGGUACGUACUGCCAGCAGCGGGAGGUGGAGGCCAUCACGGAGGGGGUGGAGGAGGAUGAGAGCUGCUGCUGCUGUGAACCAGGUCACCUGCCACAUGUCCUGUCCUUCAACGCGGCCUUCGGACAGCGCUGGCUGGCCUGGGAAGUGCUGGUCACCAAGUACGUCCUGGAGGGCUACAGCAUCACGGACAACAGCGCUGCCUCCAUGCUUCAGGUGUUUGACCUCAGACGUAUCCUGACUACUUACUACGUCAAGGGGAUCAUAUACUACGUAAUAGCCUCUAUCAAGCUGGAGGAGUGGCUGGCCAAUGAGACGAUGAGGGAGGGGCUGAAGGCCUGUGGAGAGAGGAACUACGUGGACCUGGACCCGACCUUUAACCCCAACAUAGACCAAGACUACGACCACCGUCUGGCUGGUAUCUCCAGGGACUCCUUCUGCCAGGUCUACUUGGGCUGGAUCCAGUAUUGUAACUCUCGACGGGCCAAGCCUCUGGACAGUGAGAAGGACUCUUCCCUGGUGUUGCUGUGUUUCGGCCUGUGUGUGCUGGGCAGGAGAGCACUGGGUACCGCUGCACAUCACAUGUCUAGUAACCUGGAGUCUUUCCUGUAUGGGCUCCACGCGCUGUUCAAGGGAGACUUCCGGAUCUCCUCGGUGAGAGAUGAGUGGAUCUUUGCCGACAUGGAACUACUGAGGAAGGUGGUGGUGCCUGGGAUACGCAUGUCACUCAAACUACACCAGGACCACUUCACGUCUCCAGAUGAGUAUGACGAGCCGAUGGUUCUGUUCCAGGCCAUCUCGUCUCACCAGCAGAACCUGGUGAUCGCCCACGAGGGUGACCCGGCCUGGCGCAGUGCCGUGCUCUCCAACUCGCCCUCACUGCUCGCCCUGCGUCACGUCCUGGACGAGGGAACCAACGAGUACAAGAUUAUCGUGCUCAACAGACGAUACCUCAGCUUUAGGGUCAUCAAGGUGAAUACGGAGUGUGUCCGUGGUUUGUGGGCGGGACAGCAGCAGGAGCUGGUGUUCCUACGGAACAGGAACCCGGAGCGCGGAAGCAUCCAGAACGCCAAACAGGCGUUACGUAACAUGAUCAACUCCUCGUGUGACCAGCCCAUUGGAUACCCCAUCUACGUGUCGCCCCUGACUACGUCCUAUUGCAACUCACACACACAGCUAGGUCACAUCCUGGGAGGACCAAUCAGCGUUGGCAAUAUAAGGAACUUAAUUGUCAGUACCUGGCACAGACUGCGUAAGGGCUGUGGAGCUGGGUGUAACAGUGGUGGGAACAUUGAGGAUUGUGAUGCAGGGGGCUUGUCCUGUACCAGUGGUAAUGGGACAGGGCUGAGCGGUGACUCUCAGCAGAGCUCGGUGUCCCAGGGGGGGCUGUCAAGACCGGCCGCUCCCCUGGCCUACCAGCCACACACUAUUGGUGAGGACCAUCACCACGUACAUCACCACGGACACCACCACCAGGGCUGGGGGACCAGUCAGAGCUCCCAGUCGGUUCAGUCUGGUCUUGUGCACCACUCCCCGGCCCGAGCCUCCGUAACCAGCCAGUCUUCGUCGUACCGCUAUAACAGCAGCCGCCACUCGUCUCUCCGUACCUCAGCCACAGGCCUGGAGCCCUGCCGACGCUCCUCCACCAGCCAACUUUCCCUCCGCACCCUCCCCACCUCCCUACAGCUCCGCCUGGGCUCAGGGUCGUCCUCGGACCCCGCCGGCCCCUCUGCCUCCCUCUCCUCCCACAGUAUCCCGCCCUGUAAGAGACACACCCUAGUAGGCCUGCUGGGGACCGACGGGCUGGGUAGCGCCAUAGUGGACCCGCUGGGUCACCACCACCACCACCACCACCAACACGUCCCGGCUCUGUCCGCUGUACGACGAGACGACAUUUCCUACAGAGUGCAGAUCGUGGAUGUGAGUCAGGUGCUGGAGAUCAUUAACCUGUCUAAGCGGAAGGAGCUGCAGUGGCCUGAUGAGACGGUGAGGUUGAGGGCGGGACGCAGCUGCUGGAGGGACUGGAGCCCCCUGGAGGGCAUGGAGGGACAUGUGAUUCACCGGUGGGUGCCUUGUAGCCGUGACCUCACCAGCCGCUCCCAUAUAGACAAGACCAUCCUGCUGGUUCAGGUGGAUGAUAAGCUGGUUCCCAUCGUAGAGACUGGGGUCAUAGAGCUGGGAGCCGAGGUCUGACUGAGCCACUGGUUCAGGUGGAUGAUAAACUGUGGUCGAAUGAGAAAUGCUUGUUUUCUGUUUUGAAACCUGGGGUGUAUACGGUCUGCCCUAAUGACUACACCCUAGUCCUUCUGGGAGUAACCCAGUCACGAGUUAGAGGUCAGGGUUCACCUUACUGCAGGCCGAAGAGAAGACCAGCCUGCUGACAGUGAGGAAAGGAAGGGAUCCCCCCUCCUCUCACCCGUCCUAUGUCGUCUCUCCUCUGUCCUCUCUCUUCCGUCCACUCUGUCGUCUCUCCUCUGUCCACUCUCCUCUCUGUCGUCUCUCCUCUGUCCUCUCUCCUCUGUCCACUCUCCUCUCUGUCGUCUCUCCUCUGUCCUCUCUCCUCUGUCCACUCUCCUCUCUGUCGUCUCUCCUCUGUCGUCUCUCCUCUGUCCACUCUCCUCUCUGUCGUCUCUCCUCUGUCGUCUCUCCUCUGUCCACUCUCCUCUCUGUCGUCUCUCCUCUGUCCUCUCUCUUCCGUCCACUCUGUCGUCUCUCCUCUGUCCACUCUCCUCUCUGUCGUCUCUCCUCUGUCCUCUCUCUUCCGUCCACUCUCCUCUGUCGUCUCUCCUCUGUCCACUCUCCUCUCUGUCGUCUCUCCUCUGUCCUCUCUCUUCCGUCCACUCUCCUCUCUGUCGUCUCUCCUCUGUCCACUCUCCUCUCUGUCGUCUCUCCUCUGUCCUCUCUCUUCCGUCCACUCUCCUCUGUCGUCUCUCCUCUGUCCACUCUCCUCUCUGUCGUCUCUCCUCUGUCCUCUCUCUUCCGUCCACUCUCCUCUCUGUCGUCUCUCCUCUGUCCUCUCUCUUCCGUCCACUCUCCUCUCUGUCGUCUCUCCUCUGUCCUCUCUCUUCCGUCCACUCUCCUCUCUGUCGUCUCUCCUCUGUCCACUCUCCUCUCUGUCGUCUCUCCUCUGUCCUCUCUCUUCCGUCCACUCUCCUCUCUGUCGUCUCUCCUCUGUCGUCUCUCCUCUGUCCACUCUCCUCUCUGUCGUCUCUCCUCUGUCCUCUCUCUUCCGUCUACUCUCCUCUCUGUCGUCUCUCCUCUGUCCUCUCUCUUCCGUUCACUCUCUCCUCUGUCCUCUCUCUUCCGUCUACUCUCUCCUCUGUCCACUCUCCUCUCUGUCGUCUCUCCUCUGUCCUCUCUCUGUCCACUCUCCUCUCUGUCGUCUCUCCUCUGUCGUCUCUCCUCUGUCCUCUCUCCUCUGUCCACUCUCCUCUCUGUCGUCUCUCCUCUGUCCACUCUCUUCUCUGUCGUCUCUCCUCUGUCCUCUCUCCUCUGUCCACUCUCCUCUCUGUCGUCUCUCCUCUCUGUCGUCUCUCCUCUGUCCUCUCUCCUCUGUCCACUCUCCUCUCUGUCGUCUCUCCUCUCUGUCGUCUCUCCUCUGUCCUCUCUCUUCCGUCCACUCUCCUCUCUGUCGUCUCUCCUCUGUCCUCUCUCUUCCGUCCACUCUCCUCUCUGUCGUCUCUCCUCUCUGUCGUCUCUCCUCUGUCCUCUCUCUUCCGUCCACUCUCCUCUCUGUCGUCUCUCCUCUGUCCUCUCCUCCGUGACCCGAAAACCGAUGAGUGGUCGAGGAGUGUGUCGGGUUCGUUAGUAGGCGAACGGAAGACGGUCCUCCCCUCCUUGUCUAAAGCCUCCGUUUGGCGAGGAAGCACAAGUGUAUCCUACAACGGAAGAGUUUGUGAUAUCUGCCACACACCCUUUUGAAUCAGCCGUUGUAAUUGUCAGAGGAGAAAAGCAUGGAUACGUUUAAAAAAAAGAAAACAACGAUAUGCUAUUUAUCCUUUAUCUAGAAAAUGUAUUGCGUAACUAACUUCAUUUAGUAUUUAUCACGUAACACAUUUAUUUUGGAAUCCACCCGUCUACAUCAUUUGCCUGAUGGAACAGGAGUGGAAAAGGGACCGUUUCAUUUCAUACAAGCGCAUUUUCGUCCACUUGACCUCUCCUCGCCUCCUCCAUUGACCUUGAACCUUUUUCCAAAAGGAGAGGGCUGCAGGAGUUGAGCAAAUCGAAUGGGGGUAAAAAAGGGCCCAUAUCUGCAUUCAAAAAUGGCACCGUAAUUCCCUAUAUAUAUAUAUAUAUAGUGCACUACUUUUCACAAGGCACUACUUUUUGCAGUAUAGGGUGCUGUUUAGGACGAACUCUAUAUGUUUUGAGGGGAAAAAAGAAUUCAGGGGAGAGUGGCGAUGGAGGAGGCAGAUGGCAGUCCACACAUGAACACACAUCUACAGUAACUUGCAAAAGUAUUCAUACCCCCUUGGAUUUCUUCCAAUUUUUAUUGUGUUGCAAAAAAAAAAAAAAAAAGUGGAAUUUAAAAUGUAUUUUAAUAGUCAACCAUGUAGUGUGUCAAAGUGGAAUUCAAACCGUUUAAAAGGUUUAAAACAAAUGUGAUAGCGUUAAGUAUUCAGACCCUUUUUGUUGAGGCUUAAAUUAGUUCAGGAGUAAAAUGUGACUUUACAAAUCACGUACGUAAUAAGUGAUAUGGACAAAUAGGGGUUGACAUUGUUUUUGAAUGACGAACCCUUCCUCUCUCUCCGCCAUACAAUAUUUGUAAUGUCCCUCUUCACAGAUUCAACUAUAAAGACGAGGGAGCUUUUCAAAAUCCUCUUUUUUUUUUAAAUGUCUGGGUUUUUUUUGACGAGGUUUUUGAAAAGCUCCCUCGUCUUUGUAGUUGAAUCCGUGAAGAGGGACAUUACAAAUAUUGUAUGGCAGAGAGAGAGAGGAUUGGUUCGUCAUUCAAAAAAUCAUGUGGAUGGGUAAAAUAUCAAAUCAAACGUUGAAUUUAAAUUUCUCUUUAAGCGUUGGUCACGUUAAUAAUUACGCUGUGGAUGAUGUAUUAAAACCACCCAGACACAUCAGAGAUACAGUCGUCCUUCUGAACUGAGCUACAGGACACGGAUGAAACGGUUCAAGGAUGUUACCAUGGUGAUUUUUAAAACGGUCAAGUUCAAACGGCUGUGAUGGGAUGAAAGCAGAGGUUGGAUCAACAUUUGUAGUGACUCCACAAUAAUGACUUAAAUAACAGUGACAAGAAUGCAAAUAUACAGAAUAAAAAAUAUUCAAAAACAAACAUCCUGUAUGCAGCAACGUGAGAAGAAGAAGAAGAAGACACUGCACAGAAAUACACUUUUUUGGCCUAAAUGCAAAGCCUUCUGUUUGGUGAAAAUACAACACAAAGUACCUAACUGCCUCCUUAUAUUCAAGCAUGCUGGUGGCUGCAUCAUGUUAUGGGUGUGCUUGACAUCGGCAAAUACUGAGGAGGUUUUCAGGAUAAAAAGAAACCAGGUUGGAGCAAAGCACGGUCAAAGUUGUAGAGGAAAACCUGCUUUCAGUCUGCUUUCCACCAGACACUGGGAGAGGAAUUCACCUUUUCAUCAGGACAAUAACCUAAAACACAAGGCCAAAUCUACACUGGAGUUGCUUACCAAGAAGGCUGGGAAAUGUUCCUGAGUGGCCAACUUACAGUUUUGAUUUAAAUCUGCUUGAAAAUCUAUGGCAAGACUUGAAAAUAGCUGUCUAUCCUUGACAGAGCUUGAAGAAUUUUGAAAAUAAAAAUGGUCAGUUAUUGUACGAUUUAAAGGUGUGCAACGCUCUUCGAGAAGAAGACUCACAGAUGUAACUGCUGCCAAAGGGAUUUAUAACAUGUAGCAGGGAGCCGAAUACUUACGCAGUCUUAAAUGUUAACAUUUUUUCUACCACUUUGACAUUAGAGUACUUUGACAGAAAAUUACAAUUAAAUCCAUUUUAAUUCCACUUUGUGAAACAAUAAAAUGAAUAAUUUUGCAAGGUACUGUUUCUGCCUUGCUCCGUGUCACAACAUGUUACAUGACAGUAACCCUAUUAAGGGGCUACCAAUGGUAAUUCUUAUUUUUCUAUGCAUUUCUUUUAUAUUACUUUGAUUGACUUGUGUACACAGACUGUGCACAAACACACACACACACACACAACGUGAUAUACACACACAUAUGUGCACAAAUGAAUGAUGCCGGUUUGAUUUAUGACAGAAUUGAGUGUGAGGAAGUUGUAAAAAAAAAAAAAGAGAAAAAAAGAAGAAGAAGAAAAAAAGAUUUGCUAUGUUUAAUUUCUUUUGUUGGUUUCAAAAUAAUUUUCCAAAAGAGCCUGGUCCUGUAAGUGGCCAUGGUUUCACACGCAGCAGGACGUGUCGUUGCCAAGACUACAGAGAUGCAGAAACGAGUAGUAGUCCAGGAGGAAAGACGUGCAGGGCCUGUACUAGAUAGUAUUUACUUUGUCCUCAUUGUCAUUCUUAUUUGUUUUGUUUUGGAAGUUGCAGGAAAUAACUUGCACUAUUAUUUUUUUUUAUUUACAGUGACGCACUACAGUCUGAGAUAUCACCUUAUUGAAUUUAUUACAGAAUUUUAGUGGCCAUGGUUACCGAUGCCUUGGUAAUUUAAAUAAUGGAUUCAUCAUUGUUUUUUGUUUAUAUAUAUACAUAUAUAUAUAUAUAUAUAUAUCAAUGUACAAAAUAUUUUUGUUUUUAAUAUUUAUUACUGUGAACAUAGUAUUGACAUUUUCUUACUUUCUUUUUUUUCCAUUUAUGGGACAAAUGUUAUAUAAAUGUAUCACGGACCAUCGGUUGGAAAAACAAGAUGGUGAAUUUCUGAUGGACUGUUUCCCGAUUUAACUUAAUUCUUUUUCUAUAUGGAGAAAUAAAAAGCGUUUGAUUUACA